Molecule: messenger RNA, 4386 nt
Organism: Zerene cesonia (dogface butterfly)
Lineage: Eukaryota; Metazoa; Arthropoda; Insecta; Lepidoptera; Pieridae
Product: E3 ubiquitin-protein ligase RNF123-like
Exons: 35
Coding region: 1-4386 (1461 amino acids)
Cellular component (GO): cytoplasm
Molecular function (GO): ubiquitin-protein transferase activity; protein binding
Source: RefSeq, a predicted model, not a curated record
AUGAUGAACGUUCUCCGGUCGAUGUUUGGGGUGUGCAGCAGCUCUGCUGAGAAGGGGGAAGUUCACGAUAUGAUCAAGAAGAUCUUCGGAAGUGAGCUGGUCAUGAAAGAUAAUACGGAUAGGCACAAUCAACGCACGAAAUACGUGAGCCACAUACGAGAAAAUCUCCCAAAAAUGCUUGAUGCUAAGAUACUAAGCCCUAAAUCCAAAUCUUUGAAAAAACAUCCCCAAGCUAUCGCUGAGAACACCGAAUCAACGGACGAUAGGCACGGUCGCAUAGGUCCAAAAAUAGUCGUGUUCGAUGCGUCAACGGGCACUGGUCGACUAGUACUAGUUGGAGACGAGAGGGUCAGCGUUCAGGGCCUGUCAAGCUUUGCGACAAUUAAGGCAACAUCCUGUGUCUUCGCUGGUAAAUGGAUGUAUGAAGUACAGUUGGGAACAAAGGGAAUUAUGCAGAUUGGUUGGUGCACGGCAGCCUGCACUUUUUCAAUGGAUACGGGUGUCGGCGAUACAGCUAAUUCCUAUGGCUUCGAUGGAGGGAGAGUCCGAAAGUGGAAUGUGGCCACGUCACCGUACGGACAAACGUGGCUGCCUGGAGACGUGAUCGCGUCGUGUAUCGAUAUGGAUAAAGGCACUUUGGAAUAUUUCAGGAAUGGAGUAUCACUCGGCGUUGCGUUUGACAAAGUGACACAUGGCUCCGGCCUCGCUUAUUUUCCCGCCGUCUCUUUAGCGAUGCAGGAACAUUUAUAUGCCAACUUUGGGCAUGUGCCUUUUGUAUUUCCAAUAGAAGGAUACGCGCCGCUCCAAGCCGCCCCAACUCGCGACUGUGUUAGAGCAGCGCUUCUGUUCAAAUCUGUGGACGCCAUAUUGGAUGAAUUAACCAGAUUAUCAGAUCUGUCGCCUCCCAUUAUCGCGAAGAGCAGCAAGAUAAAAUCAGAAUCAUCUAAAGUGGAAGUAGCUCUCCGCAUCCACAGCACAGACUCGGUGUACUCGCCUCGUGCCUCUCCACAUAAUAUGCAAGAUGGACAGGCGCAAGAUAUGAAGAAAAUGUCCAGAAAAGCCUUUCUCAUGUCUUUAGCACGUCUGGUCAUCAUAGAACUCGGUGGGGUCCUCAAACAAUCAUAUGUGGUGGUAUCAGAAUUGCUGCCCAGAUUUAGAGUCGCUCUGGGCUUGCCUUCUAAAGGGUUGAUGGCGGAACAACACGCUAUUGAGUUUUAUACUAAAGCAAAGGAGGAUAAUUUUUCUGGACUCGCGGAAAAAUUCCUUUCCCAGCCGCAGCCUCGGCUUUGUGGUCUGCUUGAACUGUUAUGGACGUUCUUGGAUGAAGCGGCAUUAUGUGACAUAUUGGAGCACUGCGUGGUCCGCGAGUGUUUAAUGUUCGAUCUGGUGUCGCCGGAUAUGAACUUCACCAAGCAAAUUGAAGGCAUUUACGUGCUCUGUGGACUAAUGCAGCACAGAGAGACGAGGCAUCAUCUCGUAAAAUAUGUAUUUUUCAAUAAAAUAACAUUCGAUAACUUCAUGAACGUGAAAUGUCCAGAUGAUAGCGUGCUGAAGACUGUUGUACGGAAACCGUGGUGGCAAAGGCCAACUCCGGUUCAAGGGGAGACUGAUCCUAGAAUCGCCGAAAUGACAGAAAAAGGCAUGAUACGUGCUAGUAGACUAUAUUCUAUUCAAUCAAAGGUACUGCUUUCAGAUAAAUUAAAAAAACAAACAAAAGAUGAUUCCAAAUUAGAGGCUCAAUAUAGAGAAGAUUGUGAUAAGAUAACUCAAGCAAUUGCACCUUUGGAACGAGUUCAGUUGGAAUUUCUCUUAAUGCUACUGGACAACACCGAUGGCACCAACAUGGUCCCAUCUACUAGAAAGAUCUUCUUGGAAAAAUUUCGAAGAUACAUAAUGGACAACUGCAUAUUGGAUAUGCGGCUGUUCAACGUGUCCCGAAAUUCGCCCGCCAUCUCGUGGUGUUGCCAUGCGCGAUUGCUCACAGCGGUGUUGCAAUUGUGGCAUGAAAACCCGCUCGGAAACUCCAAUAUAGCUCCGCAUAUACCACCAAGGACGUUUAUUGAUGGCGAACUGGAUUUCUAUAAUGUGGAUCGUUUGGGCGGAGUGUUACCAUUCUUAGUGAGAACUUUACGGCAAGAUCUCGUUAACAUUUUGGGCGAGGACAAUCCUUUUGUUCAAAGCUUCGAGCCGAAUUACAACCGGGCGGGGGGAAUCGAUACAGGAGUGAGCGACAUGACGGCCGGGUCUCCUGGCUUGGCAACGCUGCCUCAAGUUAUAUCAUCAAUGGCACGCUUCAUGCACGCAGCUAUGCCACCGAUUCCUAACCGAUCAACAGGAGAAACAGCAUUAGCGCUUAAGGGCACACGAUCUAUGAUGCCGGGAGCUGGCUCCAUCGAUGUGAGAUCAGCGUAUCUCAGGCUUCUCGAUGGACUACUCGCUUUGUACCAUGGGGCAGCUAUAAAACACGCCGAAAGGCUCUGCGAACUACGUGAUAAUCAGAUGGAUAUGGCGGAUUGCUUACACGACAUUGAGCAGCGAAUCACCGCGGUCUCCUCUGAACUUCAACAUGUUGGAGGUGCUAACGGAGAAUUAACUGAACAGGAAAAGAUACGAAAGCUGUUAAUGGAAAAGAUAUUAAAGGAACUGGAGAGAUCCAAAGCUGUUUAUGAGGAAAAAUUAGAAGCAAGUGCCUUACAAAUGGCUUGGGUGAUCGGCGCCAUCUGGACGAAGCAGAGACAGCAGGAGCUUGCCAAGCAUUUCGCUGGGACACUGCACUCUUUGCGUCUCGCGUCAGAUCCGGAUUAUGCAGCUAAUAUACAGGUGGCAAGUAAAGAAAUACUACCAGGAAAAAGCUCACUCUUGGGCAGAGGAAGCUACGCAUCCCUACAACUUGAAUAUACGUCGAGUUCUGAUCAAAGCCCACAAAGCCCACCUUCCAGGACAACAACACCGAGAGCUGAUUCUAAUACGCACGUGGAAACUGCCAGCAGUGGAACUCAAGAGUUUGCCGAGUCUCUUUUCGCGUUUAUACCAGAAUAUCACGUGGAUGCGAUGUUGGAAUUGUGCAAUACGUUACGUUUGUAUAUGCAUCCCACUGUGCCGGUUAUCCAAGUGCCUGAAUGGGAAGAGCUAGUCGUCUCAUGCGCAGCGUUCCUCUGCUCCGAGUUCGCCGACCCCCGCAUAGUGCUGGCCAGCACGCGGGAGUCGCUGGUGCAGACGCUGGCCUCGUUCGCCACACAACCGGCUACCAUGCGAGCGAUAGAGAGAGUGCCUCUGAAACAGCAAAUGAUUAUGAUCGAGGAAUUAAUUCGGCCGUACCAAAAUCGAGCAUGGGCGCAAUCGAAUUGGGUGCUCGUUAGAUUCUGGCACGGAUCCGGUUUCGGCUUUCGGCACAGACAAUGGCCGCAUUUAGCUGCAAGGUAUGGCGAUAGAGAGCCCACUGUUAACAAUUUGGGUGCAAAAGUCGAUGCUGGCCUUAUGAGUCAAUGUUUUGGGCCGUGUCCAUCAGAAGUGAUACAAACUCGAAUUGGAGACUAUCUAACAUCACAUCCUAAAGAAGCAGCCCUCUUCCUCAAUUCUCUGCUCAGCCAAUUGAAUUGGGCCUUUUCGGAAUUCUUUACUAUGAUGCAAGAGAUGGACCGAGUCCAAAUAGACUCGCAUCUCGAGCCGCGGCAAAUAAAGCUGUGUGCUACGUGCUUUGAUCUGUACCACGGGCUGGCGCGAGCCCUGGAAAUGGCAAUGUGUCUGGCACCGACGUUAUUAACUAAAUCGGAGGCCAGUGAUAACCAGAAUGACCUGUUGCUUGGCAGAACAUGUCAGAUCCUAAUGGCAGUAAUAUCAAGAGUGUGCAUCCGCGGUGGUGGUAGCGCCGGGUUCAGUAGACUAGUAGCCAGAGGGCUACCGGAUACUGACCGGGUGCACUACUACGUGGCACUGGCGCCAGUCGCUGGCUGCAUCGUGAGGCUACUGGAUCCUAGGCUGCCUGCUGAUCAUCUGAACAAAGUGGCGAGCUCACUUGUGUCGGAGCCCCUGUUUCGCUUGGAUGGCCUCGAGUUUAUGCUGUCUAAGGAUGAUAAACAUUUCUCUUUUUAUAAAUACCCUGACGACGUAACAGUAGAAGAAGUGAACGCGUUAAACGCGGCAAUAGACCGCUUACGUAUAGCGCGAGAUAACUUGGUGAAGUCGAAAUCCCCUGGAUCGAGUGGCGCUCAAUCUGACCUUCUCUGCACUAUAUGUUACGCAAGACCAGCUGACACGGCGUUUAUGCCCUGCGGUCAUCAUUCGUGCAGGGCUUGCAUUAUGCAACAUCUGCUGAACAGCAAACAAUGUUUCUUUUGCAAGGCGGAUAUCGACUCGGUGAGGGAAAUAGAGCCAGCGAACAAUUAG